UUAAUAAUUACAAAUAUAAACUCUCUCUAUCUCUUGCUUACCCUAGAGCCGCCGUUGCUGCUCUCCAUUUCUUCCUCCGGCGAAAUCUGAGUUGGGGAUAAGGACUAUGGCAUUAAGUUAUAUCAAAUCAUUGAGAAACGCUAACUUUCUCAAGGAGGUUAUUCAAAUAGGAGGCUGCAGAACAUUUGCUGUUGGGGGUGGUAAGAAGAAGGGCGGAAAAGGUGGCGGUGCUUCAGAUGCUCCAAAGGCAUCAUCGAUUAGCAAAGAAGUCAAGGCCAGUACAGUCGUCGGGGCAAAUAUUCUCAAGGAUGGAGCAGAUCCAAAAGUGUUGGCCGACUCAGAAUACCCAGAUUGGCUGUGGCACCUACUGGAUAAACGCCCGGCACUUAGCGAACUGAGGAGGAAGGAUCUCGAGUCUCUCCCUUACGACGAUCUCAAACGUUUUGUCAAGCUGGAUACCCGAGCUAGGAUCAAGGAAAAUAAUUCUAUUAGGGCCAAGAAUUGAAAUUUCUGCUGGAAAUGGUGUAUGUUUUGUAGACUCCAAUGCUUAGUAAUAGGCUUUACCUGGAACUAUAAGUUGGUCUUUUGUUAUAGAAGACAUUAUUUAAGAUUGAGCAGCAGCUUUUUAUCUGCUUUAUUCUUGAUUUCCUUAA
This is a messenger RNA of Nicotiana tabacum (common tobacco), 653 nucleotides long. Its product is annotated as large ribosomal subunit protein mL54. Lineage: Eukaryota; Viridiplantae; Streptophyta; Magnoliopsida; Solanales; Solanaceae. Gene Ontology annotation, molecular function: structural constituent of ribosome. The record is from RefSeq and is a predicted model, not a curated record. Gene Ontology annotation, cellular component: mitochondrial large ribosomal subunit.